Messenger RNA from Corythoichthys intestinalis (scribbled pipefish), 3106 nucleotides. It is a transcript of the gene dele1, whose product is annotated as DAP3 binding cell death enhancer 1. Gene Ontology annotation, biological process: extrinsic apoptotic signaling pathway via death domain receptors. NCBI's taxonomy places the organism in Eukaryota, Metazoa, Chordata, Actinopteri, Syngnathiformes, Syngnathidae. Gene Ontology annotation, cellular component: mitochondrion. The record is from RefSeq and is a predicted model, not a curated record. The coding region runs from base 163 to 1695 and encodes 510 amino acids. Gene Ontology annotation, molecular function: protein binding. The transcript is spliced from 12 exons.
ACUUCCGGGUUAUUCUUCGGUCUCGCUUAACUUCAUGCGUGACAACACAUUUGUUUACACAGACGUAACCUCCCACUUAAUACACUUUUGUUUGGAGUCAGGGGGUAUGUCAACAUGAACAGUCAUCAAUGGUGGAAGUUCACGUGAAGGAGAAGAGGAACCAUGUGGAGAAUUAAAGGACUCGCGUGGAGAGUGCUACAUCGCUACCACACCAGCACCCCGUUGCGUCUCCCCCAGAAUCACCACGUGGAAGAUGAAGUCAUAAACACCUCCACUGUUCUCUCCGCUUCUAGGAACUCUUCGGACAACAGUUCUCAUAAAGAAGAAGAUGGAGAGAGGCGGAAUAAACAGAGGGCCUUUAAAUCGACCUCCGCUGAGCUGCCUCGUUACACAGCCCUCGACGCCGUAGGAUGGGGUGCAUCAGCGGUGCUGUUCAUGCAGAUAUGCCGGAGGAUCCACUCUAGGUUCUCUUCAUGCACUGAUUCCAGUCCAACAUCUGGAGUCAGGACAACACCUCCAAAUUUGCAAAAGUGUGGAUAUCGCCUUCUGCUUGAUAUAUUAUCAAGGAAUGAGGUGGUCCUAAGAGGAAGGAGUGUGUUGUGCCUUCACAAUCAAUCCUGGAGCCAGAGCAGCAGCAGUGAAGGAAGUGACGUUGCGGUACACAGGAGUGAGCAGAACCCCCUGACUACUAAUAGCUCCAUUGUUGACUCUGAGGCGGCGGAGGGGCAGGAUUCCCCCUUACAAGAUGACACACAUAGACCUCCAUCCUGCUCCCAAGAGAAGAAUGUUUUCAAGAAAAAGUCCGCAGACACGGAUCGUGCUCAUGACAAGUGUAUGCCUAAAGGUGAGGAGAAACUGGCAGAAGUGGCGCAGAAUCUCAAAAAAGUGGCAGACGGCAGCGUCCCAGUAAUCCUAAACAUUAUUGGCCUUGAAAAAGCCGCAAGUGGCAACAAUGAAGAAGCGUUCACUUGUUUCCUGGCGGCCGCUCAACAGGACUACAGCAAAGCUCUGUUUAAUACCGGUGUCUGUUACGAGAAGGGCAGAGGAAUUAGCAAGAAUAAGGAGAAGGCCUUCCAUUACUAUUGGCGCGCAGCAGUGGCAGGUCAUCAUCAGGCUCAAUAUCGAUGCGCAAAGCUGCUCUUGACCGCUAGAGGGCAUCAAAGGGAAGAGAAACUGAACACAGCCAUCAGCCUUUUAGAGAAGGCUGCUGCGGCCGGGUUGAUUAAGGCUCAGUUGUGCCUAGCAUCUGUGUAUUCUUUGGAGCCAGUGAGGGAUGGCAGCAAGGCUGUGUACUACCUGCAGAUGGCAGCAGAGAGCAAUGAUGAUACUGCUCUACUCCUGUUGGGUCAGUGCUAUGAAAGUGGCUUCGGGGUUCGGCAGAACUUGAGAAAAGCAAUUGAAUUGUACAAACGAGCUGCUCAAGCGGGCAACAGAGAGGCCCGGCGCUUACUGACGGCUUCCGUUGAGACGGAUGUGUUGCGUUCUAUCCGUUCUUCUCCGUGUUUCCCCGUGUCGGACCGGGACCUCCGGCGGCCUCUCCUCUCUCUGGCCGAUCGUCCUUCGGUCGCUCUUCCCUUCUUGGCUCACUCGUGGAGCACCGGGUGCAUGGACGUGGCCCCUGCGCCCUCCUCCACUCAUUUCCAUUCCCAAAGUUUGGAGGGAAAAUCCUGCCAGUGGAUGGUAGGGGUUGGAUAAUAGCCAAUAAGUCAGGUUUACGUGGAGGCCCGUGUUGUGAUUAUACAGUAAAUCUCGUGACCUGGUAAAGUUUAACAUGUUGGGAGGGGCUGGAAACUAUCAUCACCAUGGAAACGGAUGAUUGACUGGCAACCAGUUGGGGUCCAGCACCCCCGUGACCUUUGUGAGGAAGCAGUACGGACCAUGAAUUUCGUAACCAUUAUGCAUACGCAUGUGCAAUAAACAUUGCUUUUAAAACUACAGGUAGCACCUUGGGUUACAACAUACUCAACGUAUGCGAUUUCGACUUUACGACCCCGGAGUCUCGGCCGCCAUUUUGUAUCCAGUCAUUUUUUUUUUUUUUUUCUCUGAUAAACUACCUUAUUGCAGUAUUUUUCAACCACUAUGCCGCAACACCCCACUGUGCCAUGGCGUAGUGUCUGGUGUGCCGUGGAAAAUCAUCCACUUUCACCUAAUUGAUGUCAAAAUGUUUUUGGAAAAUGAAUCUGCAAUUGCUGUCCAAUGGUCGGUAAUCAUGUUCAAGCAAUACUUUUCCUUAUUGGUAUAUGUCAAUAGGUAGCUAAUUACUUUGUUUAGUGCUACAAAAGAGGUUAGAGUGGUACUGGGGCUUUCGGUGGGCCGGCGGUGGUCAGCCAGCUAACGGCGGCCAACAAGCUAGUGGCGGCUAGCGUCAGCACUACCUAGUGGAGGCUAGUGGCGGUGGCCGGCUAGCUAGUGGAGGUCUAUCUCCGGCGGCCGGCUAGCUAGUGGAGGUCUAGUGGCGGCGGCCGGCUAGUUAGUGGAGGUUUAGCGGUGGUGGCCGUCUAGCUAGUUGAGGUUUAGUGGCGGUGGCCGUCUAGCUAGUGGAGGUCUGGCGGCGCCGGCCGGCUAGCUAGUGGAGGUCUAGCGCCGGCGGCCGGCUAGCUAGUGGAGGUCUGACGGCGCCUGCCAGCUAGCUAGUGGAGGUCUAGCGCCGGCGGCUGGCUAGCUAGUGGAGGUCUGGCGGCGCCGGCCGGCUAGCUAGUGGAGAUCUGCUAGCUGCAGCUAGCCAGUGGCAGCUAGUGACGGCGGUCACUUUUUUCAUUAAAAAACCCAAAACACUCCGCUGUCAGAAAAUGUAAACAUGAAUGUCAACUAAAUUAACAAAAUUUAGCCGCUAGCUGGCGGCUGCCACCGCUAGCCGGCCGCCGCUAGCUGGACACUGCUAGCUGGCCGCUAGCCGCCACUCGCUCGCUGGCCGCUAGCCACAACUGGCUAGCUGGCCGCCACCGCUAACCACCACUGGCUAGCUGGCCGCCGCCGCUAGCUGCCACUCGCUAACUGGCCGCUAGCCGCCACUCGCUAGCUGGCCGCUAGCCGCAACUGGCUAGCUGGCCGUUAGCUGGUUUGCCAUGGCCGCUAGCUAGCUGGCCGCCGCUGCUGGCCCUCACUA